AGACAGACACACACAGAUCAACAAAUGGCUGAAGGAAAACCAAGAACAUGUGGACCAUCGGUUCGACGUUUGGCACCUUGCAAAAAACCUAAAAAAAAAACUGGUAAAGCUUGUAAAGGACAAGCAAUGUACCGAUAUUGGGGAAUGGAUACAAUCCAUUCUGAACCAUUUGUAUUGGUGUGCCGUAUCAACUCCGGAUGGAAAUGGAGAAAUGAUUGCUGAAAAAUGGCUGUCCCUCAACAACCACAUUAUAAACAUUCACACCAAACAUGGCAGAGUGUUCGAGAAAUGUGCCCAUGGUCGGCUGCCUGCAGCUCAGAACCGCAAGAAAAAAUGGCUCAAAGCAGAUUCAGUGCCAGCACUAAAGCUGAAUAAAGUUGUCAGCCAGAAAGCUUUUGUCAGAGAUGUCAAGAAGAUGUCACCUUCACAGCAAACCUACGGGGUGGAAGUAUACCACAGUAUAGUCAACCAGUUUGCCCCAAAGAUGUAUGCAUACUCGUACACUGGUAUAUAUUGCAGGUUGAUCCUAGCAGCACUGCACUACAAUGAGAACUCGGGCAGGAAGCAUGCCAAAACCAGGACAGGACAACUCCAAUACACUGUGAAAUUCCCCAAAGCAAAGAAAGGUGGUCAUGUAGUUAGACGUGUGAAUACAGCAGCUACAUAUGAGUAUGUUACCGAACUCUUGACCGAGACUCUACGCUUGUGCGAAAACAAUGUCGAUGAGGAACCUUUCGAUGUCCCAGAUCCACUCAGCAGUCGAUGGGAAAAACCAGACAAGAGAGAGGCUGUUGCGCUGUUUAGAAGCAGAUUUAAUCACUGAACUGACAAUCAGUUUUGUU
Messenger RNA from Notothenia coriiceps (black rockcod), 842 nucleotides. RefSeq lists its product as uncharacterized. Lineage: Eukaryota; Metazoa; Chordata; Actinopteri; Perciformes; Nototheniidae. The transcript has 5 exons. The record is from RefSeq and is a predicted model, not a curated record. The coding region runs from base 212 to 823 and encodes 203 amino acids.